Molecule: messenger RNA, 1140 nt
Organism: Oldenlandia corymbosa var. corymbosa
Lineage: Eukaryota; Viridiplantae; Streptophyta; Magnoliopsida; Gentianales; Rubiaceae
Source: the annotation of a GenBank genome assembly
AUGAAGAAAAGGCCUUAUAGGAAUGGGGAAAUAUGGGAUUUUGAAGCUGCAAUGAUGUCAUCCAGUGUGAAUCAUCAUAAACAGCAGCAGUAUCAGGAGCAAAAAGUGAUAUUGGGGUUGGAUGGUGGGACUAGUUCCACAGUGUGUGUUUGCAUUGCCUUCAUCGACAACGAUAGCAACAACAGAAGAUUUGAGAUGAUGAAUGAUGGGCCUUCGCCUGAUCGUCCUCCCUCCAUACUCGCCCGAGCUGUUGCUGGAUGCUCCAAUCACAAUAGCGUUGGUGAAAUUGCUGCUAGGGAGACCCUGGAAAGAGUAAUGGCAGAAGCUCUGUAUAAAUCAGGCUUAACUCGUGCCGCUGUACUUGCUGUCUGUCUUGCUGUAUCUGGUGUUGAUCAUCCGACAGAUCAGUACAGAAUAACCAGUUGGCUCAAGCAAAUCUUCUCAAGCAAUGUUAAAUUAUUUGUUCAGAAUGACUCUGUGGCUGCCCUGGCUAGUGGAACAAUGGGAAAACUCCAUGGAUGUGUCCUGAUUGCCGGCACUGGCACCAUUGCUUAUGGGUAUACCGAAGAUGGAAGGGAAGCUCGGGCAGCAGGGGCAGGGCCUGUCUUGGGUGACUGGGGAAGUGGGUAUGGUAUUUCUGCACAAGCAUUGACAGCAGUUGUUAGAGCUCAUGAUGGACGAGGUCCACAAACCGCACUCACAGAUUGCAUUCUAAAUGUUCUGGACCUCUCUUCUCCAGACGAACUGAUUGGUUGGACUUAUGAAGAUCCAUCCUGGGCGCGAAUCGCUAGGCUUUUUUCCUACGUUGUGUCUUGUGCAGAGGCGGGCGAUGAGGUCGCAAAUAACAUCUUGCUAGACGCGGUUCAAGAACUAGCGUCGAGCGUUAAAGCCGUGGUUAAGAGGCUUGGACUCUCUGGUGAAAACGGAAGGGACAAUUUUCCUCUUGUAAUGGUUGGAGGUGUUCUUGAAGGGAACAAAAGAUGGGAUAUUGGGAAAGAAGUGAUCAACUGUAUAACCAAAGACUUUCCUGGUGUUUUUCCCAUCCACCCAAAGGUGGAACCUGCAGUUGGUGCUGCUUUACUUGCUUGGAAUUUUCUGAUAAGACAAAGUCGAAAAGAUGAUGCUUUGGAGAUUGAUUAG